Messenger RNA from Octopus sinensis (East Asian common octopus), 1557 nucleotides. Its product is annotated as axoneme-associated protein mst101(2). Bases 144 to 1388 code for a protein of 414 amino acids. The record is from RefSeq and is a predicted model, not a curated record. Lineage: Eukaryota; Metazoa; Mollusca; Cephalopoda; Octopoda; Octopodidae. The transcript has 2 exons.
CGAUCGGCCUCACAUCCGCUUCCGGACCUUUAAUUCUUGUUUCUGUUUUGUCAGAGCAACAACAUCUCUUCCUCUCGAAUGAGCAGAAAAUCCGUCUCUCUCCUCUCUCUGGCCCACGCCUCAACGUCCCACCCGCGGCAAGAAUGGUGCGUAAAUAUAUCAGGAAGAGACCCAUUCCAGCAGAUCGGGAAGAAGCUAUAAAGAAAGCUCGUGCCAUGGUGGCUAAAGGCAAACCAGUCUCACAUGCUGCGGCAGCGACUAAUGUUCCGUAUGAGACACUUCGAAGACGAAUCAACGGUCUCAAUCAAACUGAACGAAUUGGCAGUGGACGGUUUGUUAGUGUGCUUUCGAUGACGGAGGAAAAAGAUAUCAUUGAUGCUCUCCUGCUGUCGUCAUCGCUUUUUGGCUGGACUUGUGGGACGAAGGAAAUUCAGACAAUGGUUAAGAAGUAUCUAGAUACAGCCGGCAGGAAAACCGUUUUUAAGAAUAACAUGCCGGGGAAAGACUGGAUGAUAACGUUCAAACGACGUUGGUCGCAGAAACUCGCAUCUGGCAAACCAGAUAUCUUGAUCAAGGCUGCCCAGAAGGACCUUUCUGCAGUUGCUCCUAAUUCAACUGAGGAAAACAAAAAAGCCUCACAGAAUUCAAAGAGGAAACGAAAAUGUGCUCAACCUUUGCGAAGUGAUGUCCUUACUAUAGAAGAUGAACCCGUGUGUUUACAGAUGGAAGCUGAGGAGAGGGAAGUAAAUAAAGACGAGAACAUUAAAAUACAAAAGAAGAUACAUAGGAAAUGUCAAAAACGGGAAUCUGUUUCCAGAGAAAACACAUCUGGUGACAAAGGGAAAGUAUCUGGAAACAAAGAAAAAAUAUCUAGUGACAAAGCAAAAUCAUCUGGAGUGAAAGAAAAAAUAUCUGGUGACAAAGAAAAGGCAUCUGGUGACAAAACAAAAACAUCUGGUAACAAAGCAAAAACAUCUGGUAACAAAGCAAAAGCAUCUGGUGUCAAAGCAAAAACAUCUGGUGUCAAAGCAAAAACAUCUGGUGUCAAAGCAAAAACAUCUGGUGUCAAAGCAAAAACAUCUGGUGUCAAAGCAAAAACAUCUGGUGUCAAAGCAAAAACAUCUGGUGGCAAAGAUAAAGCAUCUGGUGACAAAGAAAAAGCAUCUGGUGACAAGGAAAAAGCAUCUGGUGACAAGGAAACAGCAUCUGGUGACAAGGAAACAGCAUCUGGUGACAAAGAAAACGCAUCUGGUGACAAGGAAAACGCAUCUGGUGACAAGGAAAACACAUCUGGUGACAAGGAAAAAGCAUCUGGUGACAAAGAAAAAACAUCUGGUGACAAGACAAAAGCAUCUGGUGAUGAUAAAGAUGAGAACAAAGCCAAGUGAUCGAUUAUGAAUGAUUGUGGUAACUUAACAAAGGAAAGAAGGGUGAUCCCAAGGACACAUGUGACCUUUGUGAUGAAUACUGGUGCCCAAAAUGCCAGCCUAAAAUUAUUGACCUUAUGACUUCUUUUGUCUGAGUUGCUCCAAAUAAAUAUUGAAUGUUGAACUUUUA